Iphiclides podalirius (scarce swallowtail) is the source of this 420-nucleotide messenger RNA. Lineage: Eukaryota; Metazoa; Arthropoda; Insecta; Lepidoptera; Papilionidae. The record is from the annotation of a GenBank genome assembly.
AUGCUAAUUCACGGCACAAUAUCACGUCAACGGGUCGCGUCGCGCCUUGUUUUCGCAAUCGCUCAGCGCUGGUCACACCUACAGUUCCAGAGCGACGUGAAAAAGAACCGCUCGAAAUUCGCGUUGGAGUCGAGCACAAGGAGUGUUGCUUACAAAUUAACGUUACCGGAUAUCCAAGACCGUGGCAACAGUGGAGAGCGCGGUGCGGCCGCGGGCGUUUAUAAAUUGAAGGGCUGCUACCUGCGGCUUAAUACGCCGCCGUUUCCGGUUCAUUUCCGGGCGGCGCGCGCGGCGCCGGAUAUUGCUUUUAAGGUUGCGCCGCACGCCAACGUCGGAACGCAACCCGCUGUACUGUCCGCUCCCCGCUCCGCUAUACGCCCCGCUGACAGACGCCACGAACCCCAAAUGCAUAUGCACCAC